Molecule: messenger RNA, 1335 nt
Organism: Fundulus heteroclitus (mummichog)
Lineage: Eukaryota; Metazoa; Chordata; Actinopteri; Cyprinodontiformes; Fundulidae
Product: anosmin-1-like
Exons: 3
Coding region: 1054-1329 (91 amino acids)
Source: RefSeq, a predicted model, not a curated record
AUCGACUUAACACAUGCUAAUGUUAUGGUUUGAUGUUUAAAUUGGAAAACCUGUUGCUAAAAGUUAAAGCUAGUCUAAUUAGAAAUAGGCUAUGUGGAGUUAUUACUGGAACAGCUCUCUUUGUGGCACCUCAACAAUAUCAAUUAAGCUCCAGUAUGGUCACAGUAUCUCAAUAAGUGAUCACAUGUAUUUAUGCCCCACUUAAUAUAUCAGCAGGAAACAAGGAGCUGGUAAUUAGUCUCCUCCUCCCCAUCUUAACUGGAGAAUAAUGAAAGCAAUUUUAAUAAGAUUGUUUCAGGCAUAAAUAUUUUUUCAUGUUACAGUAUGGUGACAUAUUCCCACAGCUGUUACAAGAAAGACACAUUGCAUUUUAGUCCAACCUCUUAACAGCGCCCUCUUUGUCAAAGUGUGUUACUGUCACAUACUUCUUAAUAUAUAACACUUGUUCUGUUCAGAGAUGAGUAGGGUCCCAACCCCAGUUUUAUGGAUUAUUGAUCUGAAAAGGGAAAUUAAAGCAUUAGUCCACAAAUCUGGACCUUGACCUCUUCUUUACAAUUCAAUUAUCAGCCGUACAGUACGUGGCUUCAUCUGGACACAUCACAAAAGGAGACCUAUUUCUUCAGCAACUCAUGCUACACCUGAAAUUAACAUGGUGAUGGGUUCAAAUGCGUGACAUCUAAGGGCUAAAGAUAACAUAUAAAUUCUGAGGUGGGAAUAAAAUUAUGAAAAGAAUGCGAUGAACGUGACAAAGAAAAAAAAAAUGCAACACAGCGUUCGUGUUUGCAUGGUAACCGAAGAGAGUAAAGCUUUAAGCCAUGAUGAUGAUGGUAAUCAGGAUAAUAGGGACUGAGAACAUAUUAGAACUCCGCGUGGCGGCGGUGGGAGUGUCCGCGAGCAGGAUAGAGCCGCUCCACUCCCUGCCUCCUCGCGCUCAGAUGCUUUCAUUCUCACACGAGGACGCACACUAGGCACGACGGUGAAGCGUCCGUCGUUUCACCACUCUCAAAUCCGUUUGUUCGGCUGGUGUUUGCGGUCAUAUUUCCUCGCGCGGUGAUGUCUGUCGCUCGAGCCGUUUUGGUGCUUCUCUGCGUGCUGUUGACCGUGGCACGUGCACGCAGGAGUUCCCCAGAGCCGGAGGAUGUCCAGGAGAAAGUCAACAGCGCAAGAUGCACGUCCAGGUGUCUGAGUCUGCACAUGACCCAGCUGACGGCAGCCUUCAGGCACAUUCAGAAUAACCAGGUUCUGGCUUGGUGUGAAAUCCACAGACGCUGUGCUGAGACUUUCUCACCUGAGAGACAGAUCGGUGGAGCCCCUCCAGAGUUACCAUGAGCUGCU